CCUGAGAUUGAUGAACAACUACUGGAGUUCAUCUUGCUUCAAAAACUACUUGUGCGAUGCGCAAGAUGUACUCCUCUAAACUUCAAGUGAUCUAUGGCAGUUUAAGGGGGUUGAAUCAAUAAGCUCACCAUGGUUGGCGCUCGCUUCUCGAGAGAUCACGAAGGAGAUGGUAAUAAAGCCCUCUUCGAUCGGCUGGAGCGGAGGUUGCUCCUCGUUCCGCGAUUCUUCCAUGGCUUCCGACUCCAUCGGCGACUAUUGAAUCGACGCCGGCGGAUCCAACGGCGACCUGCGGUGCGCGAUCGAGAGCUUCUGUGACAUGCGGCCUCCCGUCCCCGAGGUGGGAGGCGAGGAGGCCUGCGCAGCUGGUAUUUCUGGUGUCGAGAACUCAAGGAAGAGGGCCAGAGACGAGUUCAGUGCUGGACCAAAAUCAAAAGCUUGUCGUGAAAAAAUGCGGCGGGAUAAAUUAAACGACAGAUUCUCAGAGCUGUCUUCUAUCCUGGAUCCUGGUGCUCCUAAGUCCGACAAAGCAUCUAUUCUAAGCGACGUAGUUCGAAUAUUGACACAGUUAAAGGCUCCUGCUGAAGAAGAAGAAGAACUCAAGAAAUCCAAUGAAAAACUGCAAGAGAUGAUUAAGUUUCUAAAGGUGGAGAAAGAUGAGCUUCGAGACGAGAUGAAACUGAGGCUCGACAAAGAGAAGCUAGAACAACAAAUUAAAGCGAUGACCAUGACUCCAGCAAGUUUCAUCCCUCAUCCUCUCACAUUUCAUCCUGCUGCUGCCGCCCCAGCUGCAUUUGCUCCCGGUGUUCCGGCACCAAAUAAGGCAGCUCACUUCCCUGCUUACCCCGGCAUGGCUAUGUGGCAAUGGCUUCCACCAGCAGUCAUGGACACCACCCAAGACACCAAGCUCUGGCCUCCUCAUGCAUAACACAAGCAAUAUUUAACAAAGGGAGAUACGUGCCUGCAAAAUGUAAGACUUUACUUCUUGUAUUUUUUCUUUGUUUUUUUAAACACUAAUUAUUCUUGGUUUUGAUUGAACUCUGCAGAAAUCUGUAACUUGGUUUGGUGUGAAACGACACAUUGAAAAAUAAAUUAAAUGUAUUACUUUA
Zingiber officinale is the source of this 1106-nucleotide messenger RNA. RefSeq names its product transcription factor ILR3-like. The coding region runs from base 317 to 925 and encodes 202 amino acids. NCBI's taxonomy places the organism in Eukaryota, Viridiplantae, Streptophyta, Magnoliopsida, Zingiberales, Zingiberaceae. The record is from RefSeq and is a predicted model, not a curated record. Gene Ontology annotation, molecular function: protein dimerization activity; DNA-binding transcription factor activity. Gene Ontology annotation, biological process: regulation of DNA-templated transcription; intracellular iron ion homeostasis. The transcript is spliced from 7 exons.